CAAACGCGGCGGUGCAGGUGUUCUGUCUCUUCGGGAGAGGAUGCGGAUGGAAGGACGGGGGAGGGAAGGGAAGAAGGAAAGAAAAUAGGAAUAUGAAAAUGCGGUUCUGCUAGGAGACCGUGUGGCGCAAGGUCGAAUAUGAAAGAUUGCUUGAACGGGGCACUUUGCGUGGUAUUAGCUGGUCGGCAAUAGUACUAUGAUUUGGUAUGUGGCCACUCUGAUAGCAAGUGUAUUCAGCACCAGAGGAACGGCCGCUCAAGGUGCCCACGGUGUGAGAGAGGAGCCCCGCUUUGUGACGGCGCGCGCUGGAGAGAGCGUGAUCCUGGGGUGUGACGUGUCCCCUCCCCUGGACGGCCAGCAGCCCCCAUAUGUGGUGGAGUGGUUCAAGUUUGGAGUGCCUAUUCCCUUCUUCAUCAACUUUCGAUACUACCCUCCUCAUGUGGAUCCAGAGUACACAGGUCGAGCCUCUCUGCACGGGAAGGCCUCCCUGCAGAUCGACCCGGUGCGCUCGGAGGACCAGGGCUGGUACGAAUGUCGGGUCCUGAUGUUGGAGCAGCAGUAUGACACCUUCCAUAAUGGCAGCUGGGUGCACCUCACAGUCAACGCUCCACCUACGUUCACAUCAACACCACCUCAGUAUGUGGAGGCAAAGGAAGGAGGCAACACUCUGCUGAGCUGCUCCGCCCUGGGAAACCCUAAACCACUGAUCAGCUGGCUGAGGGAGGGGGAGGAGCUUCAAACCAACUCUAAAUACUCGGUACACGAUGGCAGUCUAACCAUUCUUGCGAUCACACGAGAUGACAGAGGAGCAUACACAUGUCGAGCCUACAGUGAUCAAGGAGAGGUUUUGCACACCACACGACUGCUGGUUCAAGGGCCUCCUUAUAUUGUCUCGCCACCCGAAAACAUCACAGUGAACAUAUCCCAGAAUGCACUCUUUACGUGUCAAGCAGAGGCGUAUCCUGGCAACCUGACCUACACCUGGUUUUGGGAAGAAGACAAUGUCUAUUUCAAAAAUGAUCUAAAGCUCCGUGUGCGGAUUCUCAUUGAUGGCACACUCAUCAUCUUCCGGGUCAAGCCAGAGGAUGCUGGGAGAUACACCUGCAGUCCCAGUAACAGCCUGGGUAUCUCGCCCUCGGCAUCGGCCUACCUGACUGUUCAGUACCCAGCCCGAGUGAUCAAUAUGCCAUCUGUCAUUUAUGUGCCACGGAAACUUCCGGGCAUCAUCCGCUGUCCAGUGGAUGCCAACCCACCUGUGACCUCGGUGAAGUGGGAGAAAGAUGGCUACCCUCUCAGGGUGGAGAAGUACCCUGGCUGGAGUUUGAUGACAGAUGGAAGUAUUCGAGUGGCAGAGGCCACAGAGGACUCCCUGGGCACCUACACCUGUGUGCCUUACAAUGCCCUGGGUACAAUGGGCAAAUCCCCCCAUGCCACUCUGGUGCUAAAGGAUCCCCCUUACUUUAAUGUGAGGCCUGGGGGUGAGUAUCGGCAGGAGGCGGGGAGAGAGUUAGUAAUCCCAUGUGCUGCUUCUGGAGACCCCGAUAUACCAACUAUCACCUGGAGAAAAGUCGGGAAGCCUAGCAGGAGUAAACACAAUGUCUUACCCAGUGGCAGCUUACAGUUUCUGUCCCUCAGCAAGGAGGACCAUGGAGAAUGGGAAUGUGUAGCCACUAAUGUGGUCACAAGCAUCACUGCCAGCACGCGCAUUCUAGUGAUCGGCACCAGUCCGCAUGCACCUGGCAAUAUCCAUGUGUUUCCGUUAACAACCUCUGCUAAUGUCUCAUGGGAACCGGGUUAUGAUGGAGGCUUUGAACAGACAUUUUCUGUGUGGUACGGUCCAGUGUCAAAGAGAACAGACUUUGGGCCUCAUGACUGGCACUCGAUGCCUGUCUCUGGUGCUCAGACAUGGUUGUUGGUGCCCGGGCUAGAGCCUGGGACUGAGUACCAGUUCAGUGUGCUGGCACAGAACAAACUGGGCACCGGGCCUUUCAGUGAAGUAGUGACAGUUACCACGGCAGGCUCUCCUCUGGGCACCCCAGAACCACUGGUGCUUCUUACUCCACCACGGUGCCUCACAGCCAACCGCACUCAGCAGGGCGUCCUCCUCACAUGGCUCCCACCAGCCAACCACUCGUCUCCCAUCGACCGUUACAUCAUGGAGUUUCGCCUUGGAGAGAAGUGGGAGGUCCUGGAUGACCUGAUCUCCUCCACAGAGACUGAGCUCAUAGCCAAAGAGCUUGUUCAGGAGGCCUGGUAUGAAUUUCGAGUGAUGGCCGUCAUGGACGAUCUGAUCAGUGAAAGCAGUAAUGUUGUGGGAGUGUCUAGUACGGAGUUGACUGAUGAGGGCCUAGCUCGGCCUGUGGUGGCGGGUGUUGUGGCAACUAUCUGUUUUUUGGCGGCAGCUGUACUGUUUAGCACUCUAGCAGCUUGCUUUGUAAACAAGCAACAUCGUCGCAAGCUUAAGCGCAAACCAGAUCCUCCUUUGUCCGUGACACACUUCAGGAAAAGCAUAGAAUCACCGUUAUCAUCUGGGAAGAUCAGUCCAGAGAGUUCACCGCCAUCUCGACCUCGCUCUCUCUCUUCAGAGGGAUCUCAUGGUCCAGGCUUGUAUGUCCGCAAGUUACCGAGCCCUCAAAGAGAGAAAGAAAAAGAGCUUUCCUUCUAUAAGAAAACAAAGCGUGCCAUAGCCAGCAAGAAGUACAGUGUGUCUAAACAUGAGGCAGAGGUCACUACUCCAAUAGAGCUGAUAAGCCGGGGUCCUGAUGGUCGCUUUGUUAUGGAAAGCAGCCCCCCACACCGCCGCAUCCAGGGCUUCCCCUUCGCAGAAGAGUCCGACAUGUACCCCGAGUUCCGCCAGUCGGAUGAGGAGAAUGAUUUUGAUCCUGGGCCACUGCCACCCAUCAUGCCCACUCUGAGGCCUCAGCUCUCCCCCACGUCCUCAAGUCUGGAGUCCACGCAGCCCCCCACCUACAGCCCCCGCCUGCACAGGCCCAUGGAAGGUAUGAGCUUUGCAGAGGGCAGUGCACUUCACGCAUCAGGGCAGGCGCCUGCCUCCCGCUACAGGGGCUUCCCCCAGGGACCUUUCUAUGGGUAUCUAGGCAGCCGCGGUGAUUCAGGGAUCCCACCACCAUUCUACAUGCCAGAUAUGAGCCCACGCAGCUCUGCUCUGUCCUCGCCUCCGGGCACCGCAGAGGGGCCCUUUGGUUACCCCUCCAUCCCUGAGGAGAGUGAAGGCCUGGAGCAUCAUCAGUACACUGCCUCUGGCCAUUCUCUAUCACACACUCACAGCCCUCCGCACUCACCUGAAAGCUGGCAGCCUCACGAGCUCCCCUUCCUGGGCCUAGAGGGUCCUCGCUUCAUGUACACCCACCACACUCUGCACCACCCCCAGGAUCUCCCUGAGCCGCCUCCAUACCCACCAGGCCGUUUGCACCUGCCUCCCCUCAAGGACCCCACCAGCCCUGGACUUCUGCAGCUGGAGGUCCCUGUGGCUCCCCCAGGCAGAGACCGGUCCAUGGGACCCUUGGGGCCCCUGGGGCCUCCCAUGAGGCGUCUAGCUAUGCAACAGGCCCAGAGUGUCGGCCAGCUCAGACACACGGCCCACGGUGUGGGUGUACCAGUGUUGCCUUACCCUGACCCGGCGGCCCGUGCAGGGAGCCCAAGCACAGCCCCCAGUAGUAGCCCUCAGUCCUGGCUGAGCCCAAGGGCGGGGCGCCGGGCAGACCCAAGUCUACCCCCUUUAGUACUUCAGCCGUCCCGUCUUUCUCCACUAUCCCAAAGCCCCCUGAGCACCCAGCCUGGCUCCCCAGACAUUUUAGUGCGCCCCCCGCCCCGCCCUACCAUCCUGCGCACCUCCCGCUCUCUGGAGAUGCCCGAGAUCACCCUCCAGCCCUCAGCUACAGUCUCCUUCACACGGAGGUCCUCCCUCACAGCCUCUCCCACUCAGGGCCAGGCCAGGCAGCCCAGCCCUAGUUUCCAUGCCCACAUGUCGUAUGCCUCCACUGCAGCCAGUUACCCAUCCCAGUCCCCCUCUCCCCCUCCUGAAGGCAGGGAUGUGUUCGGGCAGAGGCCGUCCCAAAGAAGGACAGAGGAGGAGAUGCUGCCCUCAGAGCCUUCUCAGCUCCACGUUACAGCCUCAGGGGAACCUCUAGGUGCGUCUGCUGAUCCUGCCGGCUCUGAGAGUUUACCAGCACUGCUACACCACUGCAUCACGAAAACCAAGGGAGCAGCUGCUAACAAUAACAACAACACAAACUCCACAGGGAAAACAGGUGUGGCCUCCUCUCAGAUCCAGCAGCAUUCUCGGACACCCCCAGAGGAAUGGGACCUCCACUUCCACAGAAAGAGGAGACGACAGAACAAGAGCCCUUAUGAGUAUCUGACCUCCCUCCUGCAGCGCAGGCUGUCUGCGGAGGACCAGACAGGCAUCCUGGCCAGUGCAGACUCUGAGGGCCCCAACUACGGGACUCUCCACUGACCCAUGUGCACACUGUCACUAACAGGACAAGCCAUUGGACUCGACUAAACUCACUCCCACCCCUGAAAGGCUCCAUCUACCCCACUCUCUGCAAUAAGAGAAUAUUUCUUAUCUUCACUAAAGCUCAAUGCAAUUCAGGCAGCAGAAAGAAUCUUCUGUGGGUGGGAAUCGUAUAUAAAGACAAACAAUUGCAAUUUACUGCUCUAUUACCACACCUUGUCUCUGAAUCUCGCUUGAAAAUGCUCUGAAAGUAUGUAAUGUAUAUAAAUAGUAAAACAAGGGAAUUAAGCUUCCUCUUUCAAUAAUGUCAAAGUGUUGGUUGUUUAGGUCACAACACAUGAAAGGAUUUUGCUCAUACAUCAUUGAGGGUCAAUACCUUAAAGUUUUUCAGUACUGUUAAGCCUGGUUGGUCCUUGGACAGGGACCUAAAUCUACCUUACUACAAUACAAAUAGUAUCAGUUAUACACAGGGUUUUACCACAAAAUAUACCUCAGAGUAAAUGCAGAGUUGCUGUCAUUCUUGUGGUAUACUGUACUUGACCUUUUUACAUAAAAAUCAUAUGAGUAAAAGGUAUGUUAUAUAUGCCACACGUGCUGAUACACAGUAGACAAAUGGCCUAAACCUGACUAAUUUUGAAACUUUCUAUCAGUAAUAAAUACGUGGCAUAUCAUAAUGUUUUUCAUUUAAUAUAUUACAAAUUAAACUGCAAUGUCUUAUUUUAAAUGCUUAACAGCUCAUUCUAGCACAGCAUAAGACCGUAGCCUUCAUGAGGAUGUGCAAAACAAUUUGGGACUUCAGUGCUCAGUGGAGACUUGACUUGUAAGAUUAGUAUGUACUGUACGUAUGUCAUUAUUACGGAUCAUUUGUGAAAAGUUGGCACGCUGUACGAUGCCUUUAGCCUUUCUCUUCUUUUUCUGACAUAAGAGCUGCCUUUUCUUUGCCUUGUUAUAUUUAUCUCUUUGAAGUGAGGGCAAGCUUUCUAUGUUUUAUGUUCUCUGCCAAGGACACAUAAAAUAAGUCAACACAACUGUAUUUUCACAUAAACAAUCAGAAUCUAUACCUACUUAAACUGUGCAUACCCAGAUAUUGGGAAAAGGAAAUCUUUAAAAACAACAUAAACCUUACAUGGUAGGUGUAAUGCAGUAUGGUGAAAUGUACAGAAACACUGCAUACACUGGUGUUGUGGUGAUGCUGUUGUAUAACUACAGCUGUUAGAGGAGAAUGUACUUGUUUCAUUGAAUUGCUGUUACUUUAGCAAAUGCCACUCUUGACUGUUUAUCUUUUAACUGUAUAUUAUGUGCUAGAUUUUUUUCUUUUUUUUUUCUUUUUAACACUAACCGAUUAUGAAUGUAUGUUUUUCUGUACAGGAAAUGAAUGUCGCAAUGUCAUAAACAUUGACAAAUGUUGCUCAUAGCUAACCAGUUGGUACAAAAGGUCUUAAUUUCUAUAAUGAGGUUUAAAGUGCAGCUGGUUCUGAGCUGAGCUCCCCUUUGUUUUGCCACCGACUCUAAAUCUCUUCACUUUACAGUUAUAUCAAUCACCUCUCAUUAGCUACUAACAAAACAGGCUGUCCAACAAAUAUCCACUUGAAUUUAGUAAUGUAAUGACUUCAUAAUGGAACUGUGUCCAGUUAGACACUGAUUGUCUGGGGUCUAGAGAAUGCGCGAAAUGCGUAUUUUACUAAUUGGUUUAUUGUAAGAUAUGAGGAAAAACUCUAUAUUUGUUAUGUACUGUACAUGGUGUGUACUGUAUUUGUAAAGAAUAAUCAAACAUGUUUUACAGAAAACCUUCUUGUAUAAGGAUGUAUGAAAAAGAAGGGAAGAUCCCUCUAAAAGAAAUUAGAUUAUAUAUAAAGGUAUUUGCUUACAGUACGGCUUUAAGUGGAUAAUGUUUUAAAAACAUUUAAGGUGCCUCAUUUGUCAUACUUUAGAAGACAUUAUUUUAUUGAAAAACAAAAGUAACUUUAAUGUUAGUACCGUACAUUGUAUUAUUGCCAUAGCCCGCUGGCUGCACAAGCUGAUUAGUAUUUUCUGGGAUGUAUAGUUGGUGAAAACCCAUUGAAAAAGCUUUAGAAGCAGAAGUGUGUUGCCCUCUAUAAUAAUUCUGGACAUUUUUCCCUGUCAAUGAGCACACAUGUAGAUUCACUCCAGAUCUGUGCGUGUCCAAAGCAAAUAUAUAUGAAACCUUUUUUACGAGUCACAGACAUGCUAUAGUCAUGUACAAUAUGUGCUGUGCAGGAAACGUGUUUACAUUAGUUCGAUACAGACAAGCGUGUUAGGGCAUAGUUGCUUUGAAACAUUACAACUUGGUGCUAUGUUUAACUUUGUGGUGCUGUAGAAUAGAGGUCUCAAGAUUCUUUUGUUUUUCUACGAGCAAUUCUUCAGCCCUUUGUGUUGGAGGUAGACUCUAGGUCCUUCCCAUAACAGUGACAGUGCUAGACAAUACUGUAAAGUAGAAGUACUGCAGUAUAUUCUCUGAUACUAAACGUGUGAUACUACUUUCAAAACAAUCUCAAGAUGACCUGUUUUAUAGUGUGUUUGCAAUGUCUGUCUGUGCUUCCAAGGUACCCUCUCUCUCUGAAGUAUACUUGUGAUGACAACUUUAAUCCAGCCUAUGGGAAAAACAAAAAAAAACAAAAAACAAAA
Molecule: messenger RNA, 7123 nt
Organism: Periophthalmus magnuspinnatus
Lineage: Eukaryota; Metazoa; Chordata; Actinopteri; Gobiiformes; Gobiidae
Gene: igsf9ba
Product: immunoglobulin superfamily, member 9Ba
Exons: 20
Coding region: 197-4477 (1426 amino acids)
Biological process (GO): cell-cell adhesion
Molecular function (GO): protein binding
Source: RefSeq, a predicted model, not a curated record